AUGUCGGUCUCUUCUUCUCUCUCCCGCCGGAGAGAGGCCUUUUCGUGCGUCAACAGAGAUGCGCGAGAUGCUUGCUGCUUCUCUACAAACUACCACUGUCUCUCUGAAAACAGUGCUUCCCCAACUCGCUCUUCGUCUCGUUUUUCUCUCCCCGCACCGCAUUGUCGCCCGCAUGCACAAUGCCCCCCGAGUUCGCGAGCAAGCCACAGGGCCUCUGUCGUCUGCUCUCGCGCGCUCCCGCCCUCUCCCGCUUCGCUGAAUCGAUGGGUCGAGCCCUCGCAUGCAGUCGCAGGCCACGGUGUAUGUACACUGGAGUCUCCGGGGCCAGCAGACGCGCCGUUCGCAACGACGGCUUGUCACUACCUCGCGCCCAGGUCAUCUUUUGUCGCCGCGUCUGCCUGUCGGUCUUUCGCGGAAAGCUAUCGGCGAGAAUCUCUCUCUCCUCGUCUGCCUGGCGCCGCAGGGAUUUCAGAGUUCUGGGAGGAACGCUCGGUGUUCAACGCCCAGGAAGACCAACGCGACAGAGAGAACUGCAGAGACGUUUCGUACGUGGAGACGGAUUCCGGACUUUUCGCCUUCAGGCCUCAGCAGGAGCAGGGACGCACGCGAGUCGUCUCCCUCGAACUAGAUCCGUACAGCCAAGCCAAGACUCGCUGGGGCCGAACGCAGAACAUCCCCGCUGUCGGGGCCGCUCUUGUGGUCCGCAGCGGCGACGCAUACACCGCAGGAAGGCGAGGCGGAGAGACGAGAGACAGAAUACCAUUCAGCUUGCGAAACACAGAGAGAACCACUACCAAGGGAGACUUCAAGGUAGCUCAUGCGGCAAGAGAGAGAGAGAAGGCCAGUUGCCUGAAAGAGUCGGUCAACGUACACCGUCGGGCGCAGGGCCCGCGUUCUCACAAUCUUUUUCCAAAUGCACAGCGAACGAGGGGUGUCUCAGGUCCCUCUGGAAACAGGUGGUUGAAAGCUGUCUCUCCUGACUUCUCACACUUCUCAGAAGAGGUUUCAGAUUGCAAGGAACUCUCAGAGACCCAUCGCCGCGAGGCCCAGGCAUUCGCUGCUCACGGUGACUCCCUCCCCACGCGCGACGCGUCUCACAUGUUUUCCUCCUGCCACUAUCCGCAUGACCAGGGUCCCCCCGUCUUCUCUUCUUCGACUCUUCUCUUUCCCGAGGAGGCCGACGACGUUUGCAGUCGACAGGGCGGUUGUCCUCGCUCUCCGCCUCGCGGGCCUGUCCGUCCUUCUCCCCGGAGGCUAAGUGUUCCCCACCAGGUGCCGCUGAAAAAAGAUCCGCGACUCUCGAGCGAGCCGAAGUCGCGAGCAAGGUCAGUGUCUACGAAAGGCCUCGCACGGAAAGAGACAGGGCGCAAGGAGAUACCCCGCGAGGAAACGGGGCGAGGUGUGAGAGGCGGCGCCGGGUGUCGCUUAGCUUUCGCGGCGGGAGGGCGCGACAGAGACGGACAGACGCGAAGCACACCGGAAGAGACGAAACGGCGAGACAAGAAGACUUCUGUGUCUCCGUUAGGAAUCCGAGUAACCCCCGGAGGCGACCGAGGAGGAGGGCGACUUGGUGGCGCGGCCCUGGUCGCGAGAGGCCUCACCUCACAGAGGACCAUGACUGGCAAGCGGAGAGAGAGUGCAGAGAAGGAAAUCCGAGGCCCAAGGGCCUACUCGUUUUCACCCUACGAACUGCUUGAGGAGGACGUCGGCAGAAGACACCUUGCCGCCGAAGAACAGCCCAACGGUGACUGGACGCCCUUGGAGGAGACAGACAAGACUGGCGGAGUCUGUUCUCGCGGUCCCUCUUGCCCUUCUUCCCCGGUGCACUGCCCUGUCUCGUCUGACGCCAGAGCUGAGCUGCUUGAGCCUCGCCUGUCUAGAGAUGCGCCCCUGUCCCCUGGGGCGUCGUGCGCCCACCUUGGCUCACGUCUUGCAUGUCGCAGGCGGGAUUCUGACAGGCUGCGGCUCGAAUGCGAGCGAGAAUUCGAGCGAGGAGACCCCCAGAGAGACAGCCCCUGUGGCGUCUCAACUCGUCUGUGUCCGUCGGAGUCGAACGCGAACCACCUGUCGACCAAAGUCGUGAAAGGCAGGUCGUUUCGCGUUGCUCGGCGUCGACAGAGUCUCCCUAGCGAGGAACUAGACAAAGGCUUCGAGGUCUUUGACCGGCGAGAAGACAGAGUGACCGUGGUUUCUCUCGGGGCGGCGGCAGGGCGCAGCAGCACUCCCGCGAAGGCCCCAGGGAGACAGGGUUUCGAGUGGGGAGGACGGCGAGUAGACAGGGCCUCCUUUUCCUCUUGCGCCUCUCCAGAAGAGCUCUGUGCCGACUGGGGGCCCUGGGCCGGUGGGGAAGACCAGGGAAGGGAUCGAACGACGCGUCAUCGUUCAAGAGAGAUCUCUCCCAAGAAAGGCAUCCAUUCGUCUCCAGGAGAGAGAGAAGAACGGUUUUCUUCUCCUGCAGUCUCCUCGUCAGUGCUUCCGAGCUUUCAAGAGAUGCAAGACCGCAGGCACAUGGACACGGAAAGUCUCCAAACGCGGUUUUUUCCAAACAAAGAUCUUCUGGACGGGGCCCGCGGCGCGGCUCUCUCGCCUGUUCGACACUCGCGACGCUUCUCAGUCCACGGGUGCGCUCAAAGCCGUUCCGCGCGCCCUCGACUGGCGUCCUCGUGUCUUCCUUUUCGCGAGAGGAAUCGACCCGCAGCCCCUGAAGAGGAGAGAGAAGGCACGUCUGCGCUGUGUGAAGAUUUGGCUGCGUUGGUGGAGGAGGCGAAAGCCUUUCAGACGGGAGAGAACUUGACCCACCUGCGUUCGCUCCAGCAGGCGAUUGCGAUGCGCCUGCGAGAAAAUAUCAGAGAACAAAUGGCUGCGAUCGAGUCUCUGGAGUUGAUGCAAGACCUCCGACCUUGUGCUUUGCAGGCAAGUUCCUCUGCGACUUCCGCACCCCGCGAACUCCGACGCGCAGACACCGCGGCGGUUGCCGAGGCGAAUCUGGAGCCUGCCCAGGGGCCGGUUCCGGGCCUCUGUGAGGCGCGGGGCUCAGAGACAGAAGACCCCCCUGCGGGAGAAGAAGAACCACGAGCGGGAGAGCAACACCUUGCGUCUUGCUUGGCACUUCUGCGGAGUCAAGUGCGCCGCGAACAAGAGCGACAGCGCAUUUUGCUGGAGAAACACCGCAUGCUGCAGGAAGAAGAAGAGCGACAGAAUGCGGAGUGGCUGCGCGAGAGAGAGACCCUCUCGAGAAGGGAGAGAGAGUGUGGGAAGGGCGAGCGAGAAGCGGUCAGACAAGAUCGAGCAAGAGAAGAUCCUAGUCGCCGUCAAGGCCCGUGGAAUCGGAGACAGGUUGAAGACCUGAGUGAGAGGGAGGCGACGCGCGCAGAGAGCGAAAGAGUCGUUUUCCUCGCCCGUAGGUGUAAAGAAGCUGAAGACUAUGAAAGGCCUUCGCAGCGACGCCUUUGCGAGUCCUUCGCUUCCUCACCGAAUGUCGAGCUUUCGGUACUUCCUGGUGUCUCCCCGGGGAAGCGACGGAGCUCGUCUCAGCUUCCGCGCCGUCCCCGCACGUGUCUCUCGUCGUCGCUGCCGCCUUCUACGCAUGUGGAGCCCCAGGCGGAAGCGUCCGAAGAGAAGAGGAGACGGCGGGCUUCUCUCGGAGACAUCGACUUCCCGGGGCGAGGGACGUCGCUCCUGGAGCCCGAGGACGAAGAGGAGACAGGCCUCGCGGAACUCGUCGAGCAGCAGCGCCUGAAGCUGCUCGCCCUGAGAGAAGAGAGACUGCGCAUGCAGAGCGAGAGAGCGAGACUGGAGAAGACGGCGGACUUGGAUCCGAGGAACAAAGACCUGCAAGGUGUAAGCCUGUCCGUAGCACGGAGCCUGCUGCCGAGGGGCGUAUCUCAUCGAACGUCAAGGCGAGGACAAGAGGAAGCGGUGGAGAAGGAAGUUUUUCAGAGCGCAGGAGAAGCGAGCCGGGAACGUGGUCCUUCUCCUGGCGACGCCGAAGUGCACAGUGCGCGUUACGCAGCAAAGAACGACCCCACUGUAUCCGCCGAUGCCUUUCAGCGUUGCUUCGAUUCGCAUGCGUCGCAGUUUCCCUGGGAAGCGGGGCUCUCAGACCUUCUGAGAGAAGAGACACGAGCUGUCGACUCAGGCAUCAACACGAAGGAGCGGCCGUCGUCUUUGUUGAGGGGCUUUCAAGAGACAAAGAUUCCCUCGUCCUCGUCGGAUGCGUCUGCUCUCUCUGGAUUCGCUUUCUUCUCGGAGAAGAAACCUUUGCAGAAGAAGGACGAUCUGAGAUCGUGCCAGCGACUGACGAGAGAGCGUGUGAUGGCGCGCAGGCGCCGCGAGCAGGAGGAAGCGGAGGCCGCGGAAGCAGAGCUCGAGAGGCGGAAACGAAAUCUGGCGAAGCUUUCAGAAAAAACGAGAAAAUUGGUGCAGAGACACUUGCAGGCCUCAAGAGCGCGCGCGAGAGGGACUUCGUCGACUGAGCCUUCUGGCCCUACCACCGCUCGGCAGAACCCCUGCACUUCAGCGCGAAACGCCGAGGGCGGAAACAAGGACGCAGGAAAAGGGAAGAACGCCUCGGUGAGAGCGUCGGGUGUACGUACACCGGAAUCCCGAGGCGCUUUCGCGGUUCAAGGUUCUUCUCUUCGCCAGCAGGAGGGCGCGGAAGGACGCGCGUGUGGAGGCUCAUCGCGAAUCGGUAGAGAAGCGGAGAGAAGUGGAACCGAGAGCGGGACAGGCAAGGACUCGAGAGGAGAGAGCAAAUCACUGGUUUCUGAGAGAACACGAGAAUCCCCGAACUUCCAGAGUCGCCAUGACGCGAGAUCCUACAUCCUUGGCCCUUCUCGGCCACUUCCGAGGAUGAGGAGACAAGACGGAAAAGGAGAACCAGAAGGGGAAGAAAGAAGAGACACGUACAGCGCGCGUCUUCCUGAAACAGCACCCACGCGGUCCCCGACGGAGUCGAGGUGUUUGAAGGAAACAGAGAAAACCGAGCCAGCCUCUCUGGACUCUUCUCUUCGGCGCUCCCGCUCUCAGCCUUCUCUGAACUUUAAUGGAGAGGCUCGACGCGAUUGCCAGAGACGCCAGAGUGUGGAGCCUGUUUCAAAUGUGUCAGUCUUGCCUUUCUGCUUCCCUGAGCGUUCGUCGAAAUCCGAGAGCGUUCGCAGCGAGAGAAGCAGUGCUGGCGGAAUCAGCAGUGGACCUCUUGCCUUUCUUCCUCCCGUUUAUUGUCGCUGUUGCCUCCACAGUGUUAUUGUGCCUUCUACGCUGCCUCCGCCUCUCGGGGUUCCUUCUCAGGUCUCGGGUCUGCCCCUUGCACCGACAGAGGCUGUGUCUCCUGUCCCCUGUGUCGACCUCGCGCCCCGUUCCCUCUCGCCGAACAGGCGAGACAUGCCGCCGUCUCGGCUUCCUCUCUCUGGAAGUACAGGAUCUACUCACGUAAUUCUUCUCACCCCCACACACGUGCAAGGCCCAGGGGCGACAGGCCCGUUGCCUCUUCCGUCCUGCGCGCACGGCUUGCCGUUCCCACCGCCUCACUCAGGACAGAUCGGCGGUCGCGCGACCGCUAGUUGGGCUCCAAAGGUCCCAUUGCCAACUGGAACCGCACACGCGCUCGGAGACCGCGAGAAGGGGCAGGCGAGUGAAGGACUCCGAGAAGGCGAGGACGAAGGCGAGAAUCCGGUGAAGGGAGAAGGCUUUGAAUCGGGCAAUUCUCUGCAUGCGCUCUCGCCUAAAAAGGCGACAGGACAUGGGCCAGAAAGCGAGCGAGAUGCAGGGGAAUGGAAAACUCUCCCAGGUCAAAACAGUCUUUUGAAAGCGGUUGCAGAGCGACGAACACACGACAGACGAGGCCAACACGCAGGAUCGCCGACGGAACCUCUUUCUCCCGGUUUUUCUGUCCAACUCCCUCUGUCUCCGUCUGAAGGAGAAGACUCUCUCCAAGCUGCUCGCGAUCUCCUCGAGAAAGAAAUGAUGCAGCGGCUGAUCGCGAAACAGAAAAGCUACAACCGCGCCUCUCCCUCGCCGCGUAUCUCGGCAGGCGACGCUUGCCUCUCUCCACCUGGAAACGCCAGCGAGACGGUCGCCAUACCUCCUGUGUCUCCUGCGCCGAAAACAAGAAAGGUGGAACCAGAGCCAGAACAAGAAAGCGAGUCAGAAAGGGGAGAAGAACGACGAGAAGGAAAAGGACAUCUUCAAAGAAAAGAGAUACCUAGGAGAGAAGGUAUGGGGGGACUGCUUGACGCCGCCACCUCGCCCGUUCAAGUUCUUCGGCCGUCCGCAGGUUCAGCGUCGUCGAGACAGAGAGGAGAGAGAAAUAGGGAAACAUACAGAACUGAACGGGAGGAUUCUCCAGGAAGGGAGUAUUCGGUUCUUCCUGAAGUCGAAACGGAGGGAAAUAGAUGCAACUUAAGAGCUGCGGAUGCGUCUUCCCACCCGCAUUUCCAGUCCCUGCCGAGGGUGUCUCCUCGCGCGCUCCGCUGUACAGACACCCCGCGGGGCGAGCAGGAGACGGGACCUGUCACGCUGGACCGCGCCUGUUCGCCACUUCUCGUUCUUUUUCCUGAGUCUUCUUCGAGAUCUGCAGCUCCAUCGCACCGGUUUGACAUUAAUCCUGAGUCUUGCAUGCGCUCGCUUUCUUCCUCCAGUUUCCAAGAGGGUCUUGGCGGGCUUUCAUGUUGUCGGCCGCCAGAAAACUCGAGCGUUUCUUCUCCCUCGUCUCCCUCUGGCUUGUCCUCUCCGGCAUCUCCGUUCCGCGGUCCUGAGAGAGACAGACAACACGGAGACUCGCCAUGCCUCGCUCCGGCCGACGACGGAGGCUUGCCCUCGCGAGAGCCUCCUUCGAUUGGAGGCGCUUUGCGUGGCGUAUCUCCUCGUUCGCAUGCGCUUUCCGGCUCGUCUCCUGACUCAGAAACCUUUGCCCCGGAGGCAAGGGGUCUGUCUCCGUUGGCCCGCGAGGCCGACCGGUGCGCUCUGCCGAGUUCCUUCGAGCCCGUGGUGCCCCCGCCGCCGUCGCCGUGUGGGGUUGUCUCUCAGGAGACUGCAGGGCCUUCGCAAGAGAGCGACUGUGCCCUGGAGGCUCAGCAGAGAAGAGACGGUUUGCCGCGGCGCGAGAGUCUGGGCAGUCCGCAUUUUUUCGGCGCAGGUGAAGACAUUGUCAAGAAGGUGCUUGUGGGGAUCUGCGAUGUGAUUCGAGAGCAAGAAGCCGAAGCUUUCGCGUCGGAGGUGACCCCGUUGGGAGGCGCAGGCAGCCACGAAGAAGAGCCAAGCGAAAGGGAAACUUGGGAGACGAUUCUCCGGUCUCUCACUCGCUUCCGGGAAAGGAGACACUUGGGCCCUCUGCGGCCAAACAGAGGGGUCGACGCGCUGCAAAAAACCGAGCGAAAAACCGAGCGGGGAGGCAACAGCCCGGCGGCGACGGAGAGGCAACAAGGGGUGGGAGUCUCGUCGAGCAUAGCUGGCAGGCAAGUGUCUCCCCGAGCUUCGGAGUUUUCGCGUUCGCGCCCGGCCGAAGAUCACUUGUUUCCUCGACUUUGGAAUUCCUCUUCGCCUUCUGGGACGCCUCCUCAACCGCCGCCUGUGUCUCCUCGUGUGUUGCCUUCCCAAGAGGUUCCGACUGCAAGCGCCGCGACUCCAGAGUCAUGUGGCUUGCCGUCAAGCACAGACACAGCCUUAUCGCCUCGUCCGCGCGCUCCCCUGUCUCCGUUGCUCCCCUCGGCAGGCCCGGGUCCCUCGCCCUCACGUGUGUCUCCGCUGCCGUCGCCGUCCCUCGGGGUUCUCUCAUCGUCGCUCGGCCUCGCGGGCGACGCAGGCGAGAAGGUCGAGCGGCACCUCCCUGCGCCGCUGCAACUGGGGGCCCUCCGGAGUCCUCGGAGUCCGCGGCCCGCCCGGCACUUCGCGUGGAGCCCAACUAGCGGUGCCGCGCCGGGCGCGGAUGGCGAAGGAGACAGAAUACGGGGGUCGCCCCGGAAGGAGACACAUGUCUCUCACGUCGUCUCGGGGCCUGCCCUCGACCAGAAAGAGCUAAUUAGCGCCAUCGUCGAACAGGUCAUGGCUAGACUGAAGAGUGAGCGUCUCUCACCGCUGUUCUCUCGAGAGAAAGAGACGCGCUUUCCUUCGACUCGGAAGGCGAGAAGAAACCGCGAGGAAGGCGGGGAAAGCGCCUCUGCUCAGAGUCGUCUCUCAGGUGUCUCUGUCGCUCUGGAUACCAUUGGAACAAGCCUGGAGAGCGGCGAACUCGAAGAGGGAGAAGUCCGAGAUGUCGGGAAGCUGCUCACAACGACGACAUUGGAAGACGAAGCCAGUUUUCAUCUGAAUGAGUUCCCACCGUCCCCACCUCUCUCGUCGACCAGCAGGACUCAGAAACAGUCUUCUUCGCCUUCGUCGCCUUCUCAGAAACACACACCCAGAUGUUCUCUCUCGCCUCACGCUUCCCCUCUUCAGCGAGAACAGCGUGCGGGGCUCAAAUGCCUCUCUGCGCCACCUAGUCCCCACGCCUCGCCCUCCUCUCCCCGGGCGGUCCCUGCUUCAGAUCGCCAGGGGGAACAAGAAAAUAAGAAGGAACAAGAUCUUGAGAAGGACCAAGAACUUAGGAGAGGACAAGGACUUGAGGUGGAACGAGAACUUGAGAAAGAUCAAGGAUUCGCUUCGACGCUUGCACGGUCCCCCGGACUUGUGUUUCCCGCGACUCUUCUCCCCUCGUCGCUUUGUGGGGUCGUUAGAGCGAGUCGCCCCUGGAGCCCUUCGUCUUCUGGACGUACAGCCGCAGCGAACAGAUCGAAGGCGACAGAAGAGACAGAUGGAGACAGAGACAGUCAGGACGAACAGGCUGCUGCUGUCUGUAGUUAUGGUGCGAGUGAGGAAGCCUCUCCCCGUACGCCACCUAGACAGGGGGCUGGUCGCCCAGGUUCUCUCCUGUCGCCAGAGAGGGCGCUGGAGGCGAGGAUGAACGAGAGUCUCGUCCCUUGUUCGCCGCGAACAGAAGACACCCUUCCAUUGGACCCAGCUUUGAAGCCUUCGUCGGUGUCUCCUCUCGCGUGUCUCGGUUCUGCCUUUCGGGCGCCAGAUCAAGCACACGAUCCGAGGCUUUCGCCUCGCGUGACUCCGGAAAACGAUCUAAAUGGUUUGCUCUCGCCUCUUCGACAGGACUGGGCUCAAACAGAGAAGGCGUUCUCCGUUUCUUCGAGAGAAAAAGAGGAAAGCGAAGACGAAGCUGAGGACAGAGAAGACGUCGCAGCAGAAAGAGAAGACGGACAGCAAGCAGAUAAAGAGAACAGAGAAGAGGAGAAGGCUCGAGAAGCAGCAGACUCAGCAGCGUCUGAAGACGCGCAUGCUUCGGCUAUCCUCUCGCCAGAGGAACAAGAGCCUGCCGCUGACUCGCCGAGUGUACAUACACCGCGCGACAGAGAGGCAACACCCAGGGAAGCUCCCGACAGCUUGGAGGGCCCAUUGGCGGCGUCCGACGUUGGGCAGCGAGGUGAACGGGUUGAGGAAGAAGAGCUUUCUGGGAGGCCGAAGCAAGAUCUAGGGGAGAGUGAGGCGCUCGAAGCCGGAGAACGCGAACCGAUUCAGCACGACAGCAAACGAGUUCUGCAAGCAACACAGCCGCUUGCGGCAUCCGAGAAAGCGGAAACUGCACCGAGAAGUCCCUUUGGCGUUGAGAGCGACGCUGCUUCCUUCCGUGGAAGAGAAGAGACGGCAGAACGCUGGUCUCUGUCUCCUCGCCAUCUGCCUUCUUCUGCGGUUGACGAAACACAAACUGCAUCUCCCGGAGACGGCCCGUUCCUCUCCACGCAAGCUCAGCAGCGAGGCGAAGACAACAGAGAGGAGACAUUUGUUCGCUCCAGUUCUCUGUCUUCGCCCAGCGACCGGAAAGAACUCUACGAAGAAGAUGAGAGAGAUGAACUUGCGCCUUCGUCUAGAGAUGAAGCAAAGGCAAGGGCCAUGUUUCAUCAAAGACUGUGGGCAGAGGAAGAAACUUCGUCUGACGAGGGAGAGGAAGGAGAAGGUGGAGGCGAAGCUCUGCAGACUUGUCCUGCGGCGACUCCAGGGCCUUUUCGGAAGAGCAACCGCGUCGUCGACACCUCUCCGGAAGCAGCUGUGCGGAUUGCAUUUGCUCUCAUGAUUGUCAGACGCGGAGGAGAGUUGCUAGAUGUGCAAGUGACUCCAACAGACACCCAGACGGAUAGGAAGCUUUACCGAGAGAUCCACACUCUGGUCAAUCACAAUGUUCGCGACAAUCCGUCGGCUCUCUGCAUUUCCCGAGACUUCGUGGAGUUAAUUCUCGACUUGAUACACGACGUUGUCUCAGACCCUGAGAGUUGCUUUGUGAGCACCAAUCGGUGGCAGACUGAGGAGGCUCACAGGAGGCGAGACUUGAAGCAACAAGCUUUCUCGCGAUUCCCCACCCUCUCUCGCUUUUUUUCUGCGGAACAAGAAAGGCAAACAUUCACUUGGCGGGAACUCUUCGAAUGGGUUUACUCCGCUGCUUCUCUCGGCUUCUUCGCCCCUCUCUCUGCCUCGUCGCCUUCUUCCUGGCAUCGGGGCCUUCUAAAUGAUCCUGUCUUCAAGCCUGUUUCUUGCGUUCCGGGUGUCGCGGCAGACGACGUGAUGGGCCUCGCGUUUGUCCACCACAGAGGAGCAGAGGCUUACGUGCGUCACCUGAAUGGCGUUUCGCCUCCUGGCGUUGGUGUCGCGAACGAUGGGCAGGCACCCUCUGUUCGUUCUUCAUGCGCAAGUUCCUGGGGUUCACAGGGUCAGGAGAAGGCAGACGCGGUGGAUAGAGCAAUCAGAAAACAGCAGGCGGACGAGAACAGGCGACCGGCGCUCUCUGCGGUCUCUUUGUCUCCUCGAGAAAGGAGAGAAGAGAAUGGACAAGGAAGAGAGGAAAGAAGAAUGGACGCAUCUUCGUCGGGUGCUGACUCCUCCGUCUCUCCUCGAUCCCCGGCUUCCCAGAGACAGACGAGAAGCACUCGAGGGGAACAUUUCGCUUUGCGGGAGGAAACGGGAGGGGGGCGCGUUGAGGAGACACAAAAAGGAGAAAGUCUCUUUCUCAACGCCGCGUCGCUGUCUGCGAAAGGGAAUGUAGCCGAGACACCGCAGCGGGAUCUCCCGUUCUCUCCUCAGAAAAACCGAGAAAAAGGAAACGAACUCGUGAGUUCCCCCAACUCAGUCCCAUUUUCUCCUCUCUCUCCUUCUCCUCUCUCUCCUUCUUCUCCCUCGUCUUCUUCUCCCUCGUCUGCUUCUCCCUCUUCUGCUUCUUUUGUUCUUCUAUUCACAUCUCUUCCAGGUGAGCAAGGAAGGCAGACGCCUCCACGGUUGCCGGCGUUCCCCGUGGAAGUCGACAAAGUCGUUCUUUCCGCGAUGUCUCCUCGUGUGUCUUCUUCGUCUCCUUCCCCCUGUUCCUCUGCGUCUUCGCCAUCCGAUGCAGUCUCCGCGGUUUCGCCUUCCUUGAGGGCGGCGGGAAGCCAGAGGGAUGUCCGACUCAGUUUCACCGGCGAGGCUGCGGGAGAGCGUGGAGAUGUGUUUGUGGGCAGCUUCUCCGCGCUCUCGUUUGAGCUAAGUCACCCUCCGUACUCGUCUCUGGAAAAGCUGGGAACAUCCGAAGACGCAGCAGAAAGCUCCGACCGCGGCGGUUCUCCUGCGAUGCAGCGGGGCCUGCAAAGAAGAGAGGGCGGCUGCGAGCAAGAAGAGAGACUCCCAGUUCCGGUCUCUCCAAGUCGGACCUGUGGAGGCGACGGAGAGCAGGAAGGAGGGGAAGAGUUCGGCUUUUCUCCCCACAGCUCGGACGAGAGAAAGAACUCGAGUUCACUCUCCUCUCCCGCAUUCUUCACCUCAGGUGGAACAGCUCUGCCCCUAGACUCCGUGUCUCUCCCGCCUCUGCCCUUUGAUCCGUGCUUCUCGGCUCCCAGAUGCGAGGAGAAAAACAUCUCUUUGCUAUCUUUUUCCCCUGAAGACUCAGAUCGGGGCUCCGGCGUUCACCCAGGCCUCGUCGUGGACGAGCAGAGAAACAGGCGGGGACCCGACAGAGAGACGGAGAGAGAGGCGGAAGUCCAAGCAGAAGAUAAAAGAACAGAAAGAACGGUGGGGAAAGAGGGAACAGUGCUACGAGCUGCUCGAGUUCCAAAGCCCUUGUUAACAGGGUCUGAAGAAUAA
Messenger RNA from Toxoplasma gondii ME49, 12144 nucleotides. RefSeq lists its product as hypothetical. The record is from RefSeq and is a predicted model, not a curated record. The coding region runs from base 1 to 12144 and encodes 4047 amino acids. The transcript has 10 exons. NCBI's taxonomy places the organism in Eukaryota, Apicomplexa, Conoidasida, Eucoccidiorida, Sarcocystidae.